Molecule: messenger RNA, 1790 nt
Organism: Prunus mume (Japanese apricot)
Lineage: Eukaryota; Viridiplantae; Streptophyta; Magnoliopsida; Rosales; Rosaceae
Gene: HESO1
Product: Nucleotidyltransferase family protein
Molecular function (GO): RNA uridylyltransferase activity
Source: RefSeq, a predicted model, not a curated record
AUAGAAGAAUAGAAAGCAAUGCGUGCCUGAUCAGUAUUCAAAACCCUAGAAAACUUGGGAAUCAAUUGCUGCUGUUGAUUUAGACCGUUGCAUAAUCGUUCUUCAAUCUUGAUGUAGUGAAAUGAGUGUGCAAAGUACAUUGGAGAACACUCUCAAGGAAAUACUACGUGUUGUCAAACCUUUGCGUGAGGAUUGGACAACACGGUUGCAAAUCAUUGAUGAGUUACGAGGAGCUGUUGAAUCUGUGGAAAGUUUAAGAGGUGCUACUGUGGAACCAUUUGGGUCAUUUGUGUCUGAUCUCUUUACAAGGUGGGGAGACUUGGAUGUUUCAAUUGAGUUUUCCAAUGGUUCAUUUGUUUCACCUUAUGGGAAAAAGCAGAAACAACGUUUACUAGGAGAUGUUAUGAGAGCUAUGAGACAGAAAGGUGGAUGGAGGAGGUACCAAUUAAUCCCCAAUGCAAGAGUUCCCAUUUUAAAGGUUGAAAGUAAUCUCCGAAAUGUAUCUUGCGAUAUUUCAAUCGAUAAUCUGAAAUGCCAAAUGAAGUCUAGACUCUUGUUCUGGAUCAGUGAGAUAGAUACACGCUUCCGCGAUAUGGUUUUACUGGUAAAGGAAUGGGCAAAAGCACACAACAUAAAUAAUCCAAAAUUUGGGACUUUCAAUUCGUACUCUCUCACUUUGCUUGUGGUCUUCCAUUUUCAGACAUGUGCACCUGCAAUUUUUCCACCCCUUAAAGAUAUAUAUCCAGGAAAUCUCAUUGAUGAUCUUAAAGGCUUGAGGGCUGAUACAGAGAGACGUAUUGAAGAGACGUGUGCUGCUAAUAUAAGAAGGUUUCAAUCAUACAAUUUGAGGGCAGAAAACAGAAGUUCUUUGUCUGAGCUUUUCAUUUCAUUCCUUGGGAAGUUUUCUGACAUCAGUUUGAAGGCUUCGGAAUUAGGAAUUUGCACUUAUACUGGACAGUGGCAAGCCAUAAAAAGCAAUAUGAGAUGGUUGCCCCAAACUUAUGCCCUAUUUAUUGAAGAUCCUUUUGAGCAACCGGAAAAUUCUGCUAGGGCUGUUAGCAAGAGGGAAUUGACAAGGAUAUCAGAAACAUUUGAGAUGAGCCACCACAUGCUCAUCUCACCCAAUCACAGUUCGCUUCUUGCCACCCUAGUCCGACCUCAAAUGUUAAGCCUCAUGGUAAGAACACCAGACUGGCGCCGCCAACCAACUCAUCCACAACGUUUCAGGGCUGAGGGUUCACAUUCACCAACCCCAAGCAACAACAAUGGUCCCCGACAACUAACUCGUCCUCAGGUGCACAGGGUGGUGCGCUCACCCUCACAAGUGCAACCUCAAUAUCAGACGGUGAAGCCAAAAGGCCCCUCAGAAGUGCAACCUCAAUUUCAGACGGUGAAGCCAAAAAGCCCCUCACAAGUGCAACCUCAAUUUCAGACGGUGAAGCCAAAAGGUUCCUCACAAGUGCAACCUCAAUUUCAGACUAUGAACCCAAAAAGCCAUCCCAACAGGGCAACCUUUAAAAAACCUCCUCUGCAGACAUACGAAGAUCAACGGCAGCAAAUAUGGAGACCAAGAUCUGAUAGACCAGUGUGAUUUGUGUUUCUGCAUUCAGAUUUACAUUGCCUGGUUUUUGAUUGAAAAGUAAGAAAAUGUAGUUCAAUUGGAUUGAUGCCCUUCCAGAAACCUUUCAAGUAUGCAAGGUGAUCGAUUCUUUGUUAUUGACCGUUGGCUUCCCCCUAAUCCUUAAAAAUGAGAAUUACUAAAUAUAGGGCAUUUAUGAGUUUCUUUGAUC